AUGAGCAUUAUUGUGUGGAACUGUCGUGGGCUUGGAAACCUACGUACAGGGAAGGAACUCGAGGUAGUGACUCGGGAAAAAGAUCCCUCCGUCGUGUUUUUAGCCGAAACGUGGGCGGAUGAAGCAAGGCUAAAAGAAAUAAAACACAAUAUAAGCUUUGAAAAUCUCUUUUUUGUUGACAGGAAUAAUAGAGGAGGGGGUUUGGCCAUGUACUGGAGAAAUUCAAUCGAUGUUACUGUGGAGUCUUUCUCAAAAAACCAUAUAGAUGCGAUCGUGAAUAAGGGCAAGGAGGAUGCAUGGAGAUUCACAGGAUUCUAUGGAGAGCCAGUGACACAUAAACGCUUUGAAUCAUGGGAUAUGCUUCGACAACUAAAUAACCGGUUCCAUUUGCCUUGGCUUUGUGCCGGGGAUUUCAAUGAAAUAGUUAGCAGCACUGAAAAAUUAGGGGGGAAUAACAGAAGUCACAGCCAAAUGCAGUUAUUCAGAGAUGUUAUUGAUGAAUGUGGGUUUAUUGACUUGGGCUAUGAUGGAUCACCAUGCACAUGGCAGAAGCACUUUGUAGAUGGUCACUCCAUUUGGGAAAGACUUGAUCGUGGAAUGGCAAAUAAUGAAUGGUUCUUAAAGUUUGCUGGCACAAAAAUAUAUCACCUCUCCUCAAAUAAUUCGGACCAUUGCCCUCUAUGGAUCAUUCCCGAUGGUCUUGAGGUACCACAAAUCACAAAACCUUUCAGAUUCGAAGAAAUGUGGCUAGCAGAUAGGGGCUGUACAGAAAUUGUGGAAGCUGUUUGGGCAUCCCAUGAAGAGGCCGAACCUACUGUCAAAGUGACCAGAAAAAUAAAAAAAUGUGGGAAGGAAUUGCAUGCAUGGAACUGA
Molecule: messenger RNA, 873 nt
Organism: Quercus robur (English oak)
Lineage: Eukaryota; Viridiplantae; Streptophyta; Magnoliopsida; Fagales; Fagaceae
Exons: 1
Coding region: 1-873 (290 amino acids)
Molecular function (GO): catalytic activity
Source: RefSeq, a predicted model, not a curated record